This is a messenger RNA of Dibothriocephalus latus, 589 nucleotides long. Lineage: Eukaryota; Metazoa; Platyhelminthes; Cestoda; Diphyllobothriidea; Diphyllobothriidae. The record is from the annotation of a GenBank genome assembly.
CGGGGCAUCUGCCAGCCUGGCCGAACAGGCCCGUCUCGCCGAGGGUCAUCGUUUGGCCUUAGAGACGGAGGUUCGUCAGCUGGAGAUGCGCGAACGUCAUCUGGGCGAGGAGGUGCGGCAGGCUGAGCGCGAAUUGGCCAAAGCCACCGGCGCAAUGAAGCAGUCGGAGUCCGCACAUGAUGCCCAACGACGUCAACUCACUGGCCGAAUUGACCAGCUUUCCAAGCAGCUGAAUAAACUGAAGAUUGCGGAUGAGGCCGCGGGUGGAGAUGAGAGUGCAAUGGGAGAGAGGUAUAACCAGGUCACUCGUACCCUGCGUGACCUCCAAGCCAAAAAUGACGAGUUUGCGCGGAAAUUUAAUCAGCUUACCGUCGAAUAUGCUGAUCCGGAACCUAAUUUUGACCGACGACGAGUCCUUGGGAUUGUGGCCAAGUUGUUUGAUCUCACGGACCCCAAGUACGCCACGGCUAUCGAAGUAGCUGCCGGGGGAAAGGUAUGUCAGUCGACUCGUUUUUCGCGUUUCCGUUCUUUUGUUAGGGACCUGAGAGUAAAUUCUGCCUUAGUCGAGUUGUUUCCUUAUCUGCUCUGA